UCGUCGACGCGGAACGCACUCGUCACCAUGUCCACCGAAACCGAACGCAGUUCGUUCGCCGUCAAGGCUGGCUUAGCGCAGAUGCUCAAGGGCGGCGUGAUCAUGGACGUCGUGAACGUCGAGCAGGCGCGCAUCGCGGAGGAGGCGGGCGCCGUCGCCGUCAUGGCGCUCGAGCGCGUGCCGGCGGACAUUCGCAAGGAUGGCGGCGUGGCGCGCAUGUCUGAUCCGACGAUGAUCAAGGCUAUUAAGGAAGCGGUGACGAUUCCGGUCAUGGCGAAGGCUCGCAUUGGGCACUUUGUCGAGGCGCAAGUGCUCGAGGCGGUGGGGAUCGACUACAUUGAUGAGUCUGAAGUUUUGACGCCGGCGGAUGAAAUUAACCACUUGAACAAGCACAAGUUCAAGGUGCCGGUGCUUUGCGGAUGCCGCGAUCUCGGUGAAGCGCUUCGACGCAUCGCCGAGGGUUCUUCCAUGAUCCGCACCAAGGGUGAAGCUGGUACGGGUAACGUCGUCGAGGCUGUUCGCCACUGCCGCGCCGUCAUGGGCGACAUUCGUCGCUUGUGCGCCAUGGACGAGGACGAAGUCUUCGUGUACGCCAAGGAGAUUCGCGCCCCGCUCGAACUCGUGCAGCAAACCAGAAAGCUCGGUCGUUUGCCCGUGGUGAACUUCGCCGCCGGUGGUGUCGCCACCCCGGCUGACGCCGCUUUGAUGAUGCAGCUCGGUAUGGAUGGUGUUUUUGUCGGUUCUGGGAUUUUCAAGUCUGGCGAUCCCGCCAAGCGCGCGCGCGCUAUCGUGCAAGCCGUCACCCACUACAACGACCCGAAGAUCAUUGCCGAAGUUUCGCAAGGAUUGGGCGAAGCUAUGGUCGGCAUUGACUGCAAGGAGCAAAAUUUCGUCUCCUACGCGGGCCGAUCCGAAUAGGAUACCAGGCGCGGCGACUCUGAUUAUUUUACGCGACGAUAAGGAUUUUAGCACUUUAAAAUUUCGAAAUAAGACAAUCUGUACGAC
Messenger RNA from Ostreococcus lucimarinus CCE9901, 1005 nucleotides. RefSeq lists its product with no specific name. The transcript is spliced from 2 exons. NCBI's taxonomy places the organism in Eukaryota, Viridiplantae, Chlorophyta, Mamiellophyceae, Mamiellales, Bathycoccaceae. Gene Ontology annotation, biological process: pyridoxal 5'-phosphate biosynthetic process; pyridoxine biosynthetic process; amino acid metabolic process. Gene Ontology annotation, molecular function: amine-lyase activity. The record is from RefSeq and is a predicted model, not a curated record. The coding region runs from base 28 to 918 and encodes 296 amino acids.